CCCAUGUUGCAUCAUUCGCCUAGUCGUUUCUAGGCCUAUUUUUUGUCUCUGAUCUGUUUGAUUUAACCCUGAUCUUUCAGAAAUUAGCCCCUCCGUAUUUGAACUUCUGCACUCUUCUUCUACUCUUCCCUCCCGGCGCUAUGGACUCCCCCGCCAUCCCCGUCCCGCUUGAUCCGGAUGAACAACCUAUCCUCGAACGUCUUCUCCGCACUCGCGAUGCUCUUCUGCUCCUCAAACAAGACAAGUCUUCUUACAUCAAGUCCCGCGAUGUGCUUCCGCUAUACGAAGAAGUGAUUAAAGAGGUGGAGAAGCUCAAUGCCGUUCGGAAGGAACAUGACCGCCGGCUGAUACACAACCGACUGGACUAUGUGUUGGACGACUGCUUUCAGUUGAUCUCCUUGUUGUUUUUGACUGUUGGCAGAAACAAUGAAGCCCCUGCAGUGUACACCUUGGCGACCACUGCUCAGCGCCUACUCGACCAUCUCGAAGAGGCCGGUUUCUACAGCUCCAAGGACCUUAACUCAAUCACCAAGACCCUUGAAAAUAUGCAAGAGACUCUCGAACGUGGCCGACAGACUUAUUCUCCAGCUCUAUUGACACUUCUCGAGAACCGACUGACUCAAUGCCAGCUGUCGCUAGACAAGUUGCAGAAAGGCCUUUCCGUGCUGGCUUCCGAUCUUGUUCCCACCCACGAGACCCUCGUUUCAAUUUUGCGAUCGACAUCUGCGGUCAAUACUCGUUCCAAGUUCUCUGCAUCUGAGGUGAAUGGUCUUAGAAACAAGUUGAAGAAGAUUGAAGACACCACGAAGGACGGAAACUUUGUCGGUUCUGAUGGUUCUCCUCUUGCGGGCCAGGAAAGCCUGAAAUCUUUGAUGUACCGGUGCUGGCGGUGGACUGAGCUUGUCCUUGAGCGAGAAGGGAAGAUCGACGAGCGGUUCCGGGAACAGUAUGAACGACUGGUGGAAAUCCGUAACCAGCUAGACCGUCUGUCGGUGACACAAGCUUGGUCACUUCGCGAAACCGAUUUGUUUGGGUUCCAGCGCAAGCUUGAUCGUAUCGAUGAAGCAAGAGUCGAUGGAAAUUUUGUGGGCGUAGACGGACAGCCAGCAGAUCUCCACGCGCAGCGGACCCUGUUGUACUUGAUCCGGCGAAGCUAUGCCUAUAUUUAUGCUCUCCUUAUCUCAUCAGAGCCAGUUUCCGAGGCAUUGCUGCCGGUAUUCAACCAGUUACAGACCCUCCGUCGCUGCUUGAUCGAGGUUAAAGAAUCGGGAGGUGUCUCCAACUCUCGCGAGCUCUACCCAUAUAGCAUGAAGCUUAACUCGAUUGACAACAUGCGAGUUGAAGGCAAGUUUUACGUUGGCACCGACAUUCCCGAAGGGCAAGGAAGUGUCAACGCACUGCUAGCUGAAUGCUACGAUAUCGUGUGGGAGCUGCGGGCAGCCGUGGACGAAGAAGACAACAGGGGUAGCUCUUAGAUGGAUGCCCCUUUGAAGUUGCUGUGUCUUGAUACUGUGCUUUUUUAUGCCUUGUCUUCUUAUUUGUAUCCUUGUUUGAUGUAUUAAUGAUGGCUGGGAGGUUAUUUUCCUUCGGGGUACAGUUUUCCGUUUUGCUUUUUGAGGUUGCUCUUAUGACGGUUAUGCUGGGGCAACGUUUGUUUCUCCAUAUAUUACUGUUGGAUUUUCAUGACGGGCGUUCUCUAGGGCACAUUAUGACUUUCAUAUCUGGCUUGACAGAAGAAGGCCUGACUAUGAUGGCCAUAAUAAUACAUACAAUUGAUGACCUACUACGUACUCCAGCUCUCAUCC
Messenger RNA from Aspergillus wentii DTO 134E9, 1805 nucleotides. RefSeq lists its product as uncharacterized. NCBI's taxonomy places the organism in Eukaryota, Fungi, Ascomycota, Eurotiomycetes, Eurotiales, Aspergillaceae. Bases 141 to 1475 code for a protein of 444 amino acids. The transcript is spliced from 8 exons. The record is from RefSeq and is a predicted model, not a curated record. Gene Ontology annotation, cellular component: cytoplasm; nucleus.